Messenger RNA from Paramacrobiotus metropolitanus, 5763 nucleotides. Its product is annotated as mucin-2-like. Gene Ontology annotation, molecular function: zinc ion binding; metalloendopeptidase activity. Lineage: Eukaryota; Metazoa; Tardigrada; Eutardigrada; Parachela; Macrobiotidae. Gene Ontology annotation, biological process: proteolysis. Bases 149 to 5533 code for a protein of 1794 amino acids. The record is from RefSeq and is a predicted model, not a curated record. The transcript has 7 exons.
UAAUCCAAAUGACCAAAAAGCGGCCGAUUUCAGUCGGUAAACCAAUAACAUCCGGACUAGCACGCAGGAAGCAAUCCACACUGCCUUAACUGACUGCUGUGAUAUCUUCCGUCGCUGAUACGCUGGCGCUACAGCCGGUACAUAUACCAUGAGAUCUUCUUUAUUACUGUCAACGGCCGUGCUGGUGGUGCUGUGCAUUUCGCGGAUAGCCGCCAAAUCUGUACAAUCCGUGGACGAAGCCGAUGCUGUGGAACAUGCUCAAACGAGGGGCCUUUUCGGACCAACAGUCGGAGCUUCGUGGCCUAGCGCAACUAUCCCGUACACCAUCAUAAGAGGGUUCACUGACGGGCAUGUCAGGCUUAUCAAGAAAGCACUGGACAAAAUCACAAAAGAUAUGAACGGAUGCAUAAAAUUCCAAGAGGUGGCACGCUCCAGCUGGACGUUUAAGAUUCUGUUCACGCCUUUCGAAAAGGACGACCGCACUCCCGCCACCCGCUGCUCCGCAUACUCUGGAUACUCCAAAGCCUUCUUCAGUCUGGCCACUGAACAGAGAAUCACCAUCGUCGGACGCGGUCCACAUGCCUGCUCCAAUACGGUGCGCGGCAUCAUGAAGUUCGUCGUCAUUUCACUGGGUCUCAACUCGGAACACAGACGUCCCGAUCGCCACAACGCUAUCGAGAUGUUCCUCAACAAUAUCAUUCCUGGUUUGGAGAUUGCUUUCCCUACAUAUAAUGACAACUCGUUUGCCAACAUUUGCCCGUACGAUUUGUGCUCCGUUACCCACAAUCAACCGGAAGAGUUCAGCAAACCCGGCAAGCCGGUAUUCCACGUUAAAGUGGCGCCGUAUUUCAUUCCCCAGUUGGACGAAUUGUCACUGUGUGACUGUAAAAAACUGGCGUCGAAGUAUCCGCGUCAAUGCAGUGCAGCAAAUUGCCACGCCGUUGAUUGUAAAUCAGUUACACGUCCAACAACCAUUGGCCCAUCGACCACACCCACCACCACCAAAGCAUCGAAACCCAGCACCGAAGUGCCACAUCUGGCUACCACACCGGCACCAACAACGACCACAACAGAAGCGACUACACCAACUACCACCGAGUCGACUACCACUGAUACCACUACAGUCGAAACGACAACGGAAACAACAACCGAGACUACUACCGCUGAGACCACUGCUGAAACCACAGCGGAAACGUCAGCCGAAACUACAACCGCCGAAACCACUUCCGAAGCUAGUGCAGAAACCACGCCCGAGGAAACAACAGCGGAAACCACCGCGGAAGUCAGUGCGGAGACCACUCCGGAAACGUCCGCGGAAACGACGAGCGAGUCACCUGCGGAAACGACUUCCGAGGCGACGCCCGCUGCAGAAACUACCGAAGAAGGUCCGGCGACUGAAUCAACCAUUCUCAUAUCGACUGAAGAGACAACGGCCAGCGAGAUCACUGAUACAACCAUCGAAGGCGAAACAUCGGAAGCAUCGUCUCCUUCCGGUGAAUCCACCGCCGCGGACACCACUACGGAAACCGCAGAACCGACACCAUCGGCAGAAGAAACAACAACUUCCGAAGCGGCCGAAACCACCACCGAACCCGAUGAGACACCUUUCACUGAAGCGAGCACCGAGUUGGUGUCCACUGAGGAGACCACACAAGCGGAAACCACUGGUGAGUCUACCGAAGGUGAUACCACGGAAGCAACGACCCCAGCUGACGAGAGUACGACCGAAGCGGUGUCAGAUGAGACCACAUCCGAGCCCGACGAAACGCCGUUCACCGAAGCCAGCACUGAACUGGUGUCCACAGAAGAAACCACUCAAGGCGAAACUACUGACGCAAGCGAGACCACGGAAGCAUCAGUGUCCGAUGAGACAACAGCGGAGGCAGAUGCUACGACUCCCGCGGAAGAAACCACCACUGCGGAAUCGGCCGAAACCACAGCCGAGCCGGACGAGACGCCCUUCACCGAGGCCAGCACCGAACUGGUAUCGACGGAGGAAACCACCGAAGGCACGGCUGAGACUACCGAAAGUGCAACGAGUGAAUCAUCCCCGGCCGAGGACACAACAGCCGGUGAGUCCACUGGCGAGACGACCGAAGGCGACACCACGGAGGCCACAUCACCAGCUGACGAAACCACCGAAGCGGCAUCGGACGAAACUACCACCGAACCCGAUGAGACCCCGUUCACCGAAGCCAGCACGGAACUGGUUUCCACCGAAGACACCACACAAGGUGACACCUCCGACACCACUGCCGAAAGUGAGACCAGCGAAGCCACGUCACCAGCCGAUGAGACCACGACACCGGCGUCAGAUGAAACCACCACCGAACCAGAUGAAACUCCGUUCACAGAAGCCAGCACGGAGCUAAUGUCGACCGAAGACACUACCCAGGGCGAAACCACCGAUACCACUGCUGAAAGCGAAACCACCGAUGCCUCGUCUUCCGACGAAACAACAGCUGCUGCCCCCGAUACCACUGCUGAGACAGCCGAAUCAGGAUCCCCGGCUGAGGAGACCACCACCUCCGAAUCGGUGGAAAGCACCACCGAAUCUGACGAAACACCGUUUACGGAAGCCAGCACCGAGCUGGUUUCCACUGAGGAUACAACGACUGCUGAAACCACGGGAGAAACGACCGAUACCGAGACAAGCGAAGCAUCAUCACCAGCCGAAGAGACAACAACAGCGGCAGGAGAGGAAACGACGACGGAGCCUGAUGAGACGCCAUUCACCGAGGCCAGCACUGAGCUCAUGUCCACUGAGGAGACCACUCAAGCAGAGUCAACUGCCGAGGCCGAAACAACGGAAGCCACGUCACCCGCCGACGAAACCACUUCCGGACCGGAAGCGUCGACUGAGACGGAAACCACUCCGGAAGGCACCAGCACAACGGGCGCGGAGGAGACCACUGCGGAAGCUUCCACCGGAGAAACAACCGCCGAGGCUGCAUCCGACACAACCACGCCGGAAUCAGUGGAAACGACAACGGAGGAAGAUGAUACACCCAGAACCGAAGCCAGCACCGAGUUGGCGAGUGAUGCUACCACCGAAGCCGAAACAACUGCUGGAUCCACGGAAGGUGACACUACCGCCGCGUCGGAAGCUUCCAGUCCGGCGGAGGAGACAACUGCGGAAACCAGCGAAGGUUCCUCGCCUGCUGGUGAGACGACUGUGGAGGACACUACUGCAGAAACUACCGAAGGUGCCAGCACAUCGGCGUCGUCGUCCCCGGAAGACACAACUGCAGAGGCGUCUACUGACGCUGAAACCACAGGUGCCGAAACUUCGGAGGCAACCACCGGAAGUGAAACUUCCGAAGCGGCUGAAACUUCAGUGGAGACAACUGCGGAAGCUUCCACCGAGGGGACAACGGAAACCGAAACAACCGCCAUCUCCACAGAAACCACCCGUGAUGCCACGGAACCCGAACCCGACACAACCGUGGAGACCACAACACCAGAGGAGACUACCGGCAGCGAAACCUCAGCGGCAGAAGAAACCACUUCCGCCUCUCAAGAAGAGAGUACUACUGCCGCUGAAGAAACAACUGCCGCUGAAACCACCACAGCCGGACAACCAGAGCAGACCAGUGAGGCGGGCGCAGAAACCACGGAAGCCGCAACAACCACCCAGGCACCCGAAGAAUCUAGUCAAUCGACCGAAGGCGCCACAGAUGCCGGCACCGGCAUGACCGAAUCGGAAUUGGCGGCCGGUACUCCGGCGAUCGAUGUGACCCUCAAGCCCAACCAGCAGGUCACCUUUAAGCCCGAACUUGAAAUGUCACAAAGAAAAGGUCACGGCGUUUUAGUUGCACAGGAGAGAAAGAUAAGCACAGCGACCGAAGUCCCCGUGCAAACAAAUUGGACCGCAUCCGCAUCGUCGAUGCCCAGUAAUUUUUCAAUCUCAACCACGCCAAGCUCAAUCCCAGCUAGCGUUACAAACAGCACCACAUUUAUGGGUUCCAGCACAACCGGCAGUAACACAAGUAAUUCAACAUUAUCGAGCACCUUUCUCACGACAACGCCCUCCGUGCAGCAAGUUUCAACUACGACCACCAUCAAAGCGGUGUCGACACCUGGACACGGUUCCCCUAACAGCACUGCCGCCUUUAGCACAACAGCCAGUAGUUUGAUAACCACUGCAACUCUUGGAUUCACCUCUCCGAAUGGCUCCGUUACCACCCCCAACCUGAACCAGACAUCCAGCUUCACCGUAACCACGGCACAUUCAACUAAUGCAACGGGGCUAUCUACAACCGGUAGUCCAAAUAUCUCUACCGUAGUCACCACAACCACUAGUUCCAAUCGGACAUCCAGUGUCACUUUGACUACAGGGCAUUCGACUAAUUCAACGUGGGUACCGACUACCGGCAGUUUGACAAGUACGGUUGCGGUAACCACCACAUCUAGUCCGAAACCGACAUCAGGUACCACACUAACCACGGGACACUUUACUACUGCAACGUUUUCUACCGGCAGUUGGAAUGCAAGCACGAACCACUUGAACUCAGUUUCUUCAACGUCUGCCACCCAAGCAGCGACGACGAACUGGACUACGACGACUCCUGUGUCCAGUACCAGUACAAUGACCACUACCCGUACAACGACUUCUUCGACGAUAACUACGACUUUUGUUGCUAGCACAACGACGGGCAGAACAAAUACCUCUUCUGCGAACUACAGUACAACAGGGCAUAGUACAACUUCCGUCCCUAAUCCUAAUUUGAAUGCAACAAGUGCCCUGACGAGCCGUUCCCCAAAUUCCAGCGUAACCGGAAACGCCACAACAUUUCACCACACUAACAGUACUGGAACACUGACCACUCCCUUACCGGCAGUUUCUAACGCAACUGUUUUCGCCAGUGUUCCCGCACAUUUCACUGUAACCGGAACUGUGGUCACUCGUUACCCUAACAGUACAACCGGAAUUCUCAACACUUCCGCCCAAAAUCUUAAUGUAACAGGGAUCUGGACAACUACACCCGCUUCCAGUAACGCGACACUAACGACUAGUACUGCUGGAACACAUUCUCCUGCUACGACUACUUCCCCGAAUUUUACUGUAACUGCAAGUGCAACUACUCAAAGCUCUACCCUGAACACAAGCAAGCUCUCCACUGCUUCCGGAAAUCUAGCAACAAAUUUUCCGAAUGUUAGUGGAACCGGAAGUGUGGCCACUCUUUUCCUAAAUGGCACAAUAGGAACCGUAAGCGCUAGCACGGUUUUCCCAAAUUUUAAUGUUACAGGACCACACACUAGUGUAUUCCCGAGUUUCAAUGCAACUGGCGGCGUGACAACUCCAUCUUCCAGCUUUAACACAACUGGAAUUUGGGCGACAGGUCUUACAAAUUUUAUUCCUACUAACUAUAGUGGAUGGACGUUCGGCUAUAACAAUACGGCAGUCGUGCCCAGUGGCGGAGUUUGGAACUGGACCACAGCAAAUGCCAACGUCCCCGCUUCGAACACGACAUUUUCGCUACUCAACACGACACCGGCGUCCCUUAACACUCCUCACAAUAUGUUUUUCUAAUCAUUUGCUCUAUUAAUUGUGAGUAUUACGAGUAAUAAUGGGGUAGUCACUGUUUACUUCUUGGACACCCUAUUCUGUAUUUCUAUAUAUCUACUUACAGUGCUAGUGCUUUAUUAUUCCUUGCUUCAAUUAUAGAAUUAUUAGUGAUAAUACUUUGUAGUACGUAUUGAAUCAUCCAGCUCCCUGCUCGUGUUCAUACAUCCAAUACAAAACUGGCGUGAAGCUGUUUA